GACAGUACCGAACUUUAAAUCUGUCCUUCUGGUAUAAAGUCCUUUUCAAGACCCUUCAUUUUCCACAACAAGAAGUCAGAACUUCCAUCGUUUUUGUUUCUCUGCCUUCUGAAGACUAGCCAGGGUCUGUAAUGGCUACAUCUUCUCUUGCAAUUUCCCCAAGAAAACUCCGAUCUGAUCUGUAUUCCUAUUCCUACCAAAAUGACUCGAACACCCCACUAGUCAUUGCUGUUCUUGCCUCUCUUAUUGAGAGAACCAUGGCAAGGAAUGAAAGAAUUGUCAAGAACUGCUCCUGGGCUUUAUCUAAAGAUACCAGAACUCGAGUCUUUGAUUGCCACGAGACACCAGACUUGACAAUUCAAUCGUAUCUUGAGAGAAUUUUUCGAUACACUCGUGCAGGACCUUCAGUUUAUGUUGUUGCCUAUGUUUACAUCGAUCGGUUUUGUCAGGCUAAUCCAGAGUUUAGAAUCGACGCAAGAAAUGUACAUAGGCUUCUUAUUACUACUAUCAUGGUGGCUUCUAAAUACGUUGAGGACAUGAAUUACAGGAAUUCUUAUUUUGCAAGAGUUGGGGGAUUGACUGCAAAUGUAAUGAACAAGCUGGAGCUUGAAUUCUUGUUCUUGAUGGGUUUCAAAUUGCAUGUAAAUGUAAGUGUUUUUGAGAGCUAUUGCUGUCAUUUAGAAAGGGAAGUAAGCAUUGGAGGUGGAUACCAUAUAGAAAAGACUCUGAGAUGUGCAGAAGAAAUCAAAUCAAGGCAACAAGAAGAGAAAAGAUACAAUCAGAUUGCUCGAAUUAUGUUGUAGAGUAAUUUUGCUCUUGCGAUUUUGCCUGCCAUGAUGGGUGCGGGGUAGUGUAUUGCUUGUUUGUACAUACUGAUGUGUAAAAUAUGUCAUGAUUUCUUGGCAUCAUGGGUUUACUUUUAAAGUAAAUACAGAUUGCAGAGUGAUGUAGAAUUAUAAUUUGGAUUUUGAAAGAGAAAAAUCACUAUCGAUUUGCUCAA
This is a messenger RNA of Populus euphratica (Euphrates poplar), 1000 nucleotides long. Its product is annotated as cyclin-U2-2-like. Gene Ontology annotation, biological process: regulation of cyclin-dependent protein serine/threonine kinase activity. Gene Ontology annotation, molecular function: protein kinase binding. NCBI's taxonomy places the organism in Eukaryota, Viridiplantae, Streptophyta, Magnoliopsida, Malpighiales, Salicaceae. The transcript has 2 exons. The coding region runs from base 132 to 803 and encodes 223 amino acids. The record is from RefSeq and is a predicted model, not a curated record.